AUGGCUUCAGCAAAUCGUUGUUCGGUAUGUAAAACCCGUGCAGGGACCUGUUUUUGCCCAGGAUGCAAAGCCUAUUUUUGUGAUGAUGACUUUCAAAAUCAUCGUGCAUCACUAUUCGAUGAAUUAAGCGUGCUCACAUCAGAUCGGAAUGAUCUUCAUGCACAAAUAAAUGAAGUUAGUUCAAACAUGCAGACCGAUAAACAACUGGCAAAAGUUGAUGAAUGGCAGCGAACGACUAUUGAGAAGGUAAAACAAGCUGCUGAAUCGGCUAGACAACAGAUCAUGAAAAUCAAGAAUUCCAAACAUGAAGAAAUUGCAAAAUCAUUUCUAGCGUUGUCUCAAGAAUUAGAUGAAUUAAGAGAGACAAAGGGUAUCGUUGAACAGGAUAUAGUCCGAUUAAAUCAAGCAGCUCGUAAACUUAGCGAAGACUUGAAAAAGUGUGCACAAUCAUCGGAAAUUGAAUUAAAUGUAAAGCAAAGUGACGAAAUUGAUUGGAACCGUAUGAUAUAUGUUGAGAAGAACUUGGCAUUUGCAGAUAAUCAAUCGCAAAUGAACGAUAAACAACGACUAUCUGGAUGCACUUCCCCGACAAAACUUUCAUGUGAUGGACAUGUUUGUAUGAGAUGUUUCAUUCGUUCAUAUUUAAUGCAACAUUUUUUAAACUAA
This is a messenger RNA of Rotaria socialis, 666 nucleotides long. Lineage: Eukaryota; Metazoa; Rotifera; Eurotatoria; Philodinida; Philodinidae. The record is from the annotation of a GenBank genome assembly.